Clunio marinus is the source of this 1161-nucleotide messenger RNA. The record is from the annotation of a GenBank genome assembly. Lineage: Eukaryota; Metazoa; Arthropoda; Insecta; Diptera; Chironomidae.
AUGCACAAAAGUGUCCGAAAUUUUGAUAAUGUUUGUUCCGAAAAAUUAAAUGCAGCUGCUAUAAAACAAAAUUGGAAUACAAUUUAUGACAUAGAUGACGUUGAUGAACAAGUGAAUUAUUUCAAUGAGUUGAUUCUAGAACUUAUGAACUUUUUCUGUCCUAUCAAAAUUUGCAAGGUCAACAAUGAUUGCAGACCUGAUUGGCUUUCUGAUAAGCUUUUACAGCUGAUUAAUGCGAGAAACUUUUUCUAUGAAGCAGCAAGGAAUCAAAAGAAUGCAACAGAAAAAUUAUUUUUAAAACAACAGUUUAUUAAAUUGCGAAAUAGUGUAAAUGUAAUGAAACGUAAUCUUAAAAGAAAAUGCCUCCUGAAACGCAUGGAUGUAAACUUACCUAACACUAUUCUUUGGAAAAAUUUAAAUACAUUUGGCGUCACAAAAUCUAAAUCUACUAUUAGUGACAGCUUUAGUUCUACAGAUUUCAAUAAUUAUUUCAGCUCUGUUUUCACUCCAUCAGAUAUAGAUUCCUUUUGCGAUUCAAAUGAAGAUCUUUCGAAUGAUGUUAUACAAGAACUUGAUUUUGAGAACGUCACGAAUGAUGAAGUUUUUAAUGCAUUAAAUUUAAUUAAAACUAAAGCAAUAGGUGAAGAUGGAAUCUCGAUAAAUCCACCCCCAAUAUAUAUCGGCUCUGACAUUAUUCCCUAUAGUGAAGAUGUAAAAAGUCUUGGGCUUAUUAUUGACUGUCAACUUACCUGGCAAGCCCAUAUAACAAACCUAUGUCACGGAAUUAAUUCUACUCUUUACAUGUUACGUCAAACAAUGAACAUCACACCACUAAAUACAAGAAAGCUUUUAGUAAAAGCUCUUAUUAUACCACGAAUUAUGUAUUGCAGAUGCAAUAGAAAAUGCUGGGCAAUAAUUGAGAAAACAUUUAACUCGUGCAUUAGAUACGCUUUUGAUUUGAAAAAAUUUCCCAGAGGACGAACAUUAAGUCUUCCAGCUAAAAGAAAUUGUCGGCAGCUUGAUAAUUCUUUCUUUUGUAUGGGAGUUCGCCUUUGGAACUCAUUACCCUCAGACAACAAGAUCAAGUCAUUCGAGAUAACAAGUUCGAUAUUCGGGCAGGCAUUUAAUGCUAUGGCAGUGGGGAUAAGAGACGAGGAAUAA